Molecule: messenger RNA, 406 nt
Organism: Rotaria sordida
Lineage: Eukaryota; Metazoa; Rotifera; Eurotatoria; Philodinida; Philodinidae
Source: the annotation of a GenBank genome assembly
AUGGCACCACUUCAACGAGAACUUGCAAAACUUUUCAUCAAAUAUCCAAUCGAUCUGUCUCGUCAAAUGCAUUUUGAAAAUGGGAUUGAACAAUUAUUCAAUAAAUCAUUUCUUCAACCUAUACCUUCUGUACUUGAAGAGCGUGCACUCUAUGAAAAACAACUCAUUCUAUCAAUUAGAUAUCAAUUAAAUAAAGAUCAAUUGAUUCUACGGCGAACCGCUGAUGAGAUGAAUACAUAUUAUCUUGGUCGAUUGAAUGAAUGUAAUCAAAAAUCGAAUGAAUAUAUUCAGAAUUCAACUUAUUACGAACUGAUUGAAACAAUUAAUGAAAUUAAUACAGAACAACAACAAUUAGAAGAAAUUAUUCAAUCUAUUGAUUUACAACUGGAAAUAUUAUAUCAAAGAA